AUUCAAGACACUUUUAUCGAUAAAAGAGGGUUCAAAAUAUGAGCCUUUAACUUUCUAUUCGUUCUUUAACCAUUGUCAUUCAAUCCGUUCGCCUUCUAUUUAGCAUUCGAUGGAUCUUGAUUUAUAUUUAAGUCGCACGUAAAAAAUAAGUUAAUUAGAUGUUCGAAUAUACAUGCGAAUAAGAGCUUUGAGCUACAAAAUGCUUCUUGAACCAUUUCAUUGCCAUUAUUUUUUCUAAAGUUACAACCCAUUGAAUUUUACCUAAGUUACACACACAAGCUAAGUGUACAAAACAAUGAACUUAUAAAAGAAACAUAACCUAGCAAAAAUGGACGUUCAAUUAAACUCCGCUGAAAUCGUUGACAGCUUAACACAAAAUUUUAAGUAUGUGACGCUGAUUUGUUUCGAACGCAAUCGUUGUAAAGUUGUUGAGGAUUGACUUUCGCUUAUAAAUUCUUGAAACAAUGCAAGUAUGCUCGCAAAACUUAGCUUCUUGUUAUUGUUUAUUUGCAUAGCAUGCGUCUUAUUUAUCGCAUUCACGGAGAAAGAUUUGCGACCGAAGGAGAAUGUGAUUUCCGCGCAAGCGACAGUUGGGACAAAUGGCAGAUCAUUCAGUAGUAUCAGACUAAUAAUUGAGCCUUUUUGCAACGCCACUUUGCUGGCAUGGAUCGUCACGUCGUACGCAGGUGAUCCCUCAGUUAGAAGUGCCUUACGACGCGCGUACACAAACGAAGAAUUACAAGCUUUGGGAAUCAGAAGAGUAUUUCUGCUCGGCACGUUGGAUGACAAUGCUGAGAGGAAGUCUCGUGUGUCCCAAAAUGCACUGUUGGAUGAAUCACGACGAUUCGACGAUAUACUGCAGGGAGACUUCCUGGACACUUACAAGAACUUGACUCACAAGCACCUGAUGGGUCUUCGAUGGGCAGUGAAUAACUGCAAACAUCUGCAGUACAUCAUGAAGAUGGACGAUGAUAUUGUCGUAAAUAUGUAUGGCAUAUUGGACAAGUUGCACGAUACAGUACACAAGGACUCUUUGAUUGGUUAUGCUUUAAAAAAUAUGAUACCCGUUCGAGAGACAGCCAACAAAUGGUAUGUAAGUAGGGCGGAAUAUUCGGGUAGUAUUUACCCAGAUUUCGUCUCUGGUUGGAUGUAUAUUGUACACUCAAAAGCAGCGAGACGUUUGACCAAUUAUGCCGAGUCUUCCAAUAAAUACUUCUGGAUAGACGACGUAUUUGUGACUGGUAUCUUGAGGCAGGCUUUAAACAUAAAGAUUCAAGACAUCGGGGAAUUAUAUACGACGGAUUAUAGAUACUUGGAAUGUUGCAUAAAAGGAAGAAAAAACUCGUUAAAGUGUGAAUUUCUCGUUGGUCCUAAUGGGGGUGAUGUAGAAUUGCAAGUGAAAUUCCAGGAAUUUGCCAAGUUUUGUCAUACGAAUUGUUCUGUCCGUACAAAGACCAAUUUUGUAAGUAAAACCUGUGUGGUAGCUUACAAGGAACCAAGUCUUCAAGCAGGUGCUGUGCAAAUAGAUACUGUGAAUAUUUUAUAAAAUAUGAUAGGUCAGAGCAGGUAAAUCAAUAAGAUUAAUACAUAUACGAUUUUAUAAAGAAUAUUCUCUACUUAUUCUAUUUAUUGUUAUACGAAAUUUGUACAAUAUUUUACAACAUCUCACAUAUAUGUAUCUAACAUAUAUGUGUAAUGAAACAAUUGUAUAUAUAUUAUAUACAUAUAAUAUAUAUUAAUAUAAAAUAUAUAUAUAUUAUAUACAAUAAUAUAUAUAAAAUUUUAAAGUAAAACACUGUUUAAAGUUUAUUCUCUGUCCUUUCCAUAACAAUGAAAUUAAUAAGGCAAUCGUUACAUCAUAUUGCUUUCUGAUUUAA
Molecule: messenger RNA, 1877 nt
Organism: Odontomachus brunneus
Lineage: Eukaryota; Metazoa; Arthropoda; Insecta; Hymenoptera; Formicidae
Product: beta-1,3-galactosyltransferase 5
Exons: 1
Coding region: 473-1546 (357 amino acids)
Cellular component (GO): membrane
Molecular function (GO): hexosyltransferase activity
Source: RefSeq, a predicted model, not a curated record